Molecule: messenger RNA, 805 nt
Organism: Populus euphratica (Euphrates poplar)
Lineage: Eukaryota; Viridiplantae; Streptophyta; Magnoliopsida; Malpighiales; Salicaceae
Product: dolichyl-diphosphooligosaccharide--protein glycosyltransferase subunit DAD1
Exons: 5
Coding region: 150-497 (115 amino acids)
Biological process (GO): protein N-linked glycosylation
Cellular component (GO): membrane; oligosaccharyltransferase complex
Source: RefSeq, a predicted model, not a curated record
UCGCAAACGGCGUCGGGUUUUUGUUCCACUGCUACUACGAAUUUUACAAUUCCCUGCAUUUGCGUAGACAGACUCCCAUAAUAAAACAAAGAAAAAGUCGGAAGCUUUUUUCGCGGCAGUUAUAGUCUCUGGACUGUGUGAGAUUGAAAAUGGGGAGAACUACCAGCAAAGACGCACAAGCACUCAUCCAUUCUCUUCGUUCUGCUUAUGCUGCCACUCCUACUAGCCUUAAGAUCAUCGAUCUGUAUGUGGGUUUUGCAGUUUUGGCUGCUAUAAUUCAGGUAGUUUACAUGGCCAUUGUUGGGUCAUUUCCGUUCAACUCUUUUCUCUCUGGAGUACUUUCUUGUAUUGGGACUGCAGUCCUUGCUGUUUGUCUCCGUAUCCAAGUGAACAAGGAAAACAAGGAAUUCAAGGAUUUACCACCAGAGCGUGCCUUUGCUGAUUUUGUUUUGUGCAAUUUGGUGCUCCAUUUGGUGAUUAUGAAUUUCCUAGGUUAAGAUCGAGCCUUUCUGGUCUGCAGGAUCCAUGUUUCGUUGGGCUGUAACUGUGAUGUUUACAGAGUAAUUUCAUCUAUUCAGCAAAUUUUUCUUACGACAUGGCUUAUUCUUGAUUGCUGACUUGCAAUUGAUAUUUUUGUUAUUUAUUUGUUUGCAAUGAUGAGAAGUUUGCAUUGCUAGUAAGAAAAUGCAAUUGAGCAUACUGAAAAACUGCAGUGAUCAAACCUCUGUAAUAGAUCCUUAGCUAGCAAAGUUUGUCCUUAAAACUGUCCCUUCUCCCUUUGAAUAAAUGUUAUGAUUGUGAGGCA